Messenger RNA from Teleopsis dalmanni, 2668 nucleotides. It is a transcript of the gene shep, whose product is annotated as protein alan shepard. Gene Ontology annotation, cellular component: nucleus; ribonucleoprotein complex; cytosol. NCBI's taxonomy places the organism in Eukaryota, Metazoa, Arthropoda, Insecta, Diptera, Diopsidae. The record is from RefSeq and is a predicted model, not a curated record. Bases 615 to 2369 code for a protein of 584 amino acids. The transcript is spliced from 11 exons. Gene Ontology annotation, molecular function: poly(U) RNA binding; mRNA 3'-UTR binding; poly(A) binding.
CACCCGUACCCGCACCCGCAGCAGCGGCAACAACAACAACAGCAGCAGCAACUAGAGCAACACCACAAAUAGCAGCAGCAACAGCAGCAGCAGUAGCCAUUACCACCACCAAUACCAACACAAGCACCAGUACUACCACUACAACAAAAACAGCAAUAAUAACUCAAACAAUUAUAACAACCGUACAAACCGUACCAGUAACGACAAUAUCAACAACCAUUUGUCAACCAUAUAUAGCAACAGCUGUUGUUACAACAACGGGAGCGACAACAACAACAGCAACGUUACAACAACGUACUACCACCAUUCAGCAACAGCAACACCAACAACAGCAGCAACCGCUGUUGUACACGUGCGCCACCGCUUCAUUGGCGGCAUCAUCCUCUUCAAUUAUUGCUCAACCGCCGCCAAGCAAGAUUUUUAAAACGGAUCAUUUGUGUGUGAACGCCUACAGUUUGCCCACCGCUGCUGUUGCUGCUGCUGCUGGGCAUCCUUGUGUCUAUUGUGUCAUUCCCGUAGUGGGAAGCUCUUCCACAGUACCACCUCGUACAGCAUUUCCGGGCGCUCCGCCUCCAGCUCCGGCGGUUGCAAUAAAAGGAGCUCCACGACCAGCUAUGACUAGUCCAGCAGCAGCAGGUGGCUUAGCAGGUGCUCCAUAUCGCGGUGCUAGUUGGACACCACAAGGAUACGCUCCAGCUGCAGCAGCUGCUGCAGCCGCUGCAGCCCAACAAGCAUACAGAUAUACAGCACCAUUACCGCAACCAGCAUAUGCUGCUUAUACACCACAUACAGCUACAACUCCAGCAACAACAACGGGAAGCUCUUCCACAGUACCACCUCGUACAGCAUUUCCGGGCGCUCCGCCACCAGCUCCGGCGGUUGCAAUAAAAGGAGCUCCACGACCAGCUAUGACUAGUCCAGCAGCAGCAGGUGGCUUAGCAGGUGCUCCAUAUCGCGGUGCUAGUUGGACACCACAAGGAUACGCUCCAGCUGCAGCAGCUGCUGCAGCCGCUGCAGCCCAACAAGCAUACAGAUAUACAGCACCAUUACCGCAACCAGCAUAUGCUGCUUAUACACCACAUACAGCUACAACUCCAGCAACAACAACGUACGGACAAAGAGUUCCCACAGCGGCUUCACCAAGUAACACAAAUUCAAGCAGCUCAUCAAAUACUGGCUCCCAGAGUGGCACAUUAAGCACUAGUCUGAGUAAUACCAACACAAAUACAACAAUGGGUCCUACAGGUAAUAACGGUACACAGCAACAGGGUGAACAAUUGUCAAAAACAAAUUUAUACAUUAGAGGAUUACAGCAAGGCACAACAGAUAAGGAUUUAGUUAGCAUGUGCGCACAAUAUGGAACAAUAAUUUCAACCAAGGCUAUUUUAGAUAAAACAACAAACAAAUGUAAAGGCUACGGUUUUGUUGAUUUCGAAUUACCAGCAUAUGCAGAAGGAGCUGUCAAGGGUCUACAGGCAAAGGGCGUUCAAGCUCAGAUGGCCAAAGUGGGUAUCUGGGUGCUUCAUAGGCCGGCCAUUCAACAGGAGCAGGACCCAACAAAUUUGUAUAUAGCAAAUUUGCCUACACAUUUCAAGGAGACCGACUUAGAGAAUAUGUUAUCCAAAUAUGGGCAGGUUGUGUCUACCCGAAUUUUACGCGAUCAACAAUUGAAUUCUAAAGGCGUUGGUUUUGCACGCAUGGAAAGUCGUGAGAAAUGUGAACAGAUUAUACAAAUUUUCAAUGGGAACACAAUACAGGGUGCCAAAGAUCCACUACUAGUUAAAUUUGCUGAUGGUGGUCCCAAAAAAAAGAAUCUCUUUAAAACUCCCGAUCCCAAUGCUAGAGCGUGGCGUGAUGGUUCUGAAGGUAUACCAGUUACCUAUGAUCCGGCAAUGCAACAAAAUGGUGUUAGUGUUAAUGUUGGCACUCCAAUUAGUGUGCCAUAUUCGCGUUUCCCACCACCAGUUGGUGGUUAUCCAAUGGCUGGUUCUCAAUGGAUACAAGGUUAUAUGAUGCCACAACCUAUUGCUCAGGAAGAUCAUUACAUGCAAAUGGCUGCUGCACCACAACUUGGCGUUGCUUCCUAUAAACCUGAUGCUGUGAAUCAGGUACAACCUCGUGGUAUAUCAAUGAUGGUUAGUGGAGAAACAGCUGUACCAUAUGGAGCAAUGGUGCCACAAUUGGCCACAUUACAAAUUGGCAGCUCGAACUUUUCUCCAUCAUUACAGUAUAUUAGUCCAACUUAUCCAUACUAUGCACCUCCAACAAUUUUUCCAACAAUGCCAAUGACAGAUUCUGAACAAGCUAGCACAGCUGCAUCACCCGAUGAGGCAUAUACACAGUAUCCGCAUCCAGCUGCCCCUAAAUAGGUUUUCGCGAGAUGUAAUUUCAUAUUACCACACUUAACAUUGUAACGCGAUAAUAUCUGAACUGGAUUCGGAUUAUAAACAUUAAUUUUCUUUAAAAUUAAACAAGCAAGGAAACAAGAAAAAACCAUCAAAGAUGAAAAAGCAAAUUUACAACUACAAAACUGUAGUUAAAAAUAUUUUUAAUAACACAAUUUUUUUUUAAUGAUUAUCUGUUUAAGUGACGAAGAUGAAAAUAAGACUAAAAUUUAAAUAAAAAUAAUAUUUAACAAAAAGUAAUUUACAAACAAUUAAAGAGAAGC